This is a messenger RNA of Aspergillus nomiae NRRL 13137, 1098 nucleotides long. RefSeq names its product sodium:calcium antiporter. Gene Ontology annotation, cellular component: membrane. Lineage: Eukaryota; Fungi; Ascomycota; Eurotiomycetes; Eurotiales; Aspergillaceae. The transcript is spliced from 2 exons. Gene Ontology annotation, biological process: calcium ion transmembrane transport; intracellular calcium ion homeostasis. The coding region runs from base 1 to 1098 and encodes 365 amino acids. The record is from RefSeq and is a predicted model, not a curated record. Gene Ontology annotation, molecular function: calcium channel activity; calcium, potassium:sodium antiporter activity.
AUGGACUGGGAUAAACUACUCUUCAAUACCGCGGUGUUUGCUGCCGGUGUAUUCAUGUUAGACUACGGCGCUGAUAAAUUCAUUGACCACACCGUUAUUGUUGGCCAGCGUCUGGGAGUUUCCCAGACCCUUAUUGCUGUACUGACUGCGGGUGCUGAAUAUGAGGAGCUUGCCGUAGUCAUUGCGGCUGUCCUGCAAAAGCAGUCGCCGCUCGCACUAGGAAAUGUGAUGGGCUCCUCCAUUUCGAAUGUCCUGGGUGCCUUUUCCCUGGGCCUUUUACUCCAUCCUGGGCCGCUCGUUUUUGAUCCCAGUGCCAAGGUAUAUACAGCGUUACUUUUCUCAAUCACAACCGCUUUCUCCAUUCUCGUUUACUUCAACCUGUUGAACAAAGUCACCGGUGGUGUACUAGUGGCGACCUUUCUCGUAUAUAUGAUAUGUACUUGCUAUGCAAUUCAUAAAGGAGUUAUGGAACCACCAGAAGCUUCUGACAGCGACAGCGACAGCGACAGCGACAAUGACACCAGCGACGAUGAGCAUCCUUAUCUCUCACCCAGGCCGCAAGGCAACAUAGUGCAGGAUGAGUCGGAAACAUCCCCUCUUCUCACAAAUGAAGAGGCCCCUACCUCCAGGAAGCGCGCUCCACGUUCACUUUUCUAUCAUAUCUCCCAACUCGUGAUAGGCCUGUUAGCGCUCACCAUCUCUGGUUAUCUGUUGUCACGCAGUGCGUCGGCAAUUGCAGACUGUUUCCACCUCUCGGGGACCCUUGUUGGUCUCACAGUGGUGUCAUUCGCUACGACGUUACCGGAAAAGAUGAUUGCCAUUAUCAGCGGCUCUCGUGGACACAGUGGCAUUGUGGUAGCCAGCACUGCAGGAAGCAAUAUUUUCCUUCUGACUCUGUGCGCCGGUGUUAUUGGUCUUGCAGAACUCCCAACGGACAACAGUGACCGCGUCCUGCUCUUCGAAGUCUUUUCUACCUGGGUAUCAUCCGUGAUGCUCUUUCUGGCGGUCUUUGUCAGCGCAAACCGUGCGGUAGGCGCUGUGUUUCUAGUGAUGUAUGUGGCCUUCUUGAUCCUUGAGUUUACUGUGUAUAGAAGAUGA